Mangifera indica (mango) is the source of this 2303-nucleotide messenger RNA. RefSeq lists its product as uncharacterized. The coding region runs from base 235 to 2187 and encodes 650 amino acids. Lineage: Eukaryota; Viridiplantae; Streptophyta; Magnoliopsida; Sapindales; Anacardiaceae. Gene Ontology annotation, biological process: cell surface receptor signaling pathway. The record is from RefSeq and is a predicted model, not a curated record. The transcript has a single exon. Gene Ontology annotation, molecular function: protein binding.
AACUAAUCUUCACCCCUUUCUCUCUCAUUUCACUGCCGGAGCCGCCAGCCACCGCACCGCAACACCUUUGCACACCAGCUAAGUGUUAUGAAAACACAAUUUAAAUCCCAUACGACCCCUUAAACAUUAAAAGUUUUGCCGCCUGAAUCUACGAACGAAGAGGACAUAUUCAUCAUUUGCAGCCAAGCCCGUCUCUCUUUUUGGUUUAUUUUUAAUCUUAGUCCGCAUUGGGCCAUGGCGGACCUUGUGAAAGAAUUGGCCGUGCCAAUUCAGUUGGCAGACCUUAUUGUGAAGGCGGCAAAUGAGGCAUAUUCCUUUAAACAAGAUUGUCAAGAGCUAAGGUGCAAGGCCGAGAAGCUGGCGGCCCUUUUACGCCAAGUUGCACGCACAAGCAACGUGCCUUACCAGCGUCCAACGUUGAGAAUAGCUCAUGAAACGGAACAAGUUCUUGAGAAAACCUUAGCUUUAGUUGUAAAGUGUCACGCAAAUGGAAUCUUGAAAAGGAUUUUCACUAUUAUCCCAGCUGCAGCAUUUCAAAAAUCAUCAAUGCAGCUUGAGAAUUGUCUAGGAGACGUGUCGUGGCUAUGCCGAGUAUCGGCAUCAGAAGAGGAUCAAGAUGAUGAGUAUCUUGGUCUUCCUCCAAUUGCAGCCAAUGAACCAAUCCUGUGUCUCAUAUGGGAACAAAUUUCCAUUCUUCAUACGGGUUCCUUGGAAGAAAAAUCUGAUGGUGCCGCUUCAUUGGUUUCGUUGGCUCGCGACAAUGAUCGAUAUGGGAAGUUGAUUAUAGAGGAAGGUGGAGUACCUCCUUUAUUGAAACUAGCUAAAGAAGGAGGCAAAGAGGGUCAAGAGAAUGCUGUAAGGGCAAUAGGCUUGCUGGGACGUGACGCUGAAAGCGUCGAACACAUUGUGAAUGCUGGUGUGUGCGCAGUGUUUGCGAAAAUCCUCAAAGACGGUCACAUGAAGGUUCAAUCUGUGGUGGCUUGGGCGGUGUCAGAAUUGGUUGGAAAUCAUCGAAAAUGUCAAGAACAUUUUGCGCAGAAUAAUAUUGUUCGAUUUCUUGUUAGUCAUCUGGCGUUUGAGACUGUUCAAGAACAUAGUAAGUACAGCAUUGCAACUAAAAAACAACAAAUGUCAUCGAUUCAUUCAGUUUUGAUAGCUAGUAAUACUAGCCCAAAUCCGAACGAUCAGAGGACGGCACAAUAUAGCGAAGAAAGUAGUAGCAAGGUAGCUCAUCCUCUGGGGAACCAAGCUCCUAAUGCAAUGGCCAAUAUGGUUGACAACAUGGCUCAAAGAGGCAAACUUCAACAACCACCGCAUCCACCAAAUCAACGCCAACAAACUAAUGAUGGCAGGAGAAAUAGCAGCACAACGAAGCGUAAUCAUCAACACCAAGGACAAGUUUCAUUAGCAGUUACAAGAGAAAGCGAAAGUCCCGCUCUUAAAGCAGAGAUGAAGGCAAUGGCUGCCAGAGCCCUUUGGCAGCUCUCAAAGGAAAGUCUUAAUAUAUGCCGUAGCUUAACAGAAUCAAGAGCCCUUUUAUGUUUUGCACUGUUGUUAGAGAAUGGUCAUGAAGAUAUUCAAUCAUAUUCAGCUAUGGCAUUGGUGGAAAUCACAGCUGUAGCUGAGAAGCAUCCUGACUUGAGACGCACAGCUUUCAAGCCCACCUAUCCAGCUGCUAAAGCUGUUGUUGAAAAAUUGUUGCACGUAAUAGAAAAGGCCGAUUCAGACCUCCUGAUUCCUUGCAUUAAGUCCAUUGGGAGCCUCGCGAGGACCUUUCGAGCCUCAGAGACAAGGGUUAUCAAACCAUUGGUGAAGCUGCUUGAUGAAAGUGAACCUGAGGUUGCAAUGGAGGCCUCAAUAGCUCUUAACAAGUUUACAACAACUCAGAAUUACCUCUGUGAUGUUCACUCGAAAACCGUUAUCAGUGCAGGAGGCGCCAAGCAUUUGAUUCAAUUGGUUUACUUCGGAGAACAAAUGGUUCAAAUUCCUGCAUUGAUGCUUCUAUGCUAUGUUGCAAUAAACGUUCCUGAUAGCGAGACACUUGCAGAAGAAGAGGUGCUAAUAGUACUUGAGUGGUCGUUAAAGCAGGCACAUUUGAUUGCAGAACCCUCACUAGAAUACCUAUUACCGGAAGCAAAUAGUCGGCUGAAACUCUAUCAAUCCAGGGGAACAAGAGGGUUCCAUUGAAUAGGCCCUGUAACAAUACAUCAUUAUGAUUCAUACAAACAAUUUUUGUACUGCUAGUUCGUUUUCUCCACUCCCAUAAGAUGUAUAUAAAUGUAACAUUGUUGCGGUGACAAUCA